CCUACCACGGUCACACCACGAAAAUCGUGCGCUCGUGUGUGUGUGUGCAGCAGUGCACAGGAAGAAUGUGUAAUUGUUACGAAAAGUCAAAUGGAAACGGAAUUAUAGUGGCGAGCAGUCUGUGAAAGUGCAAUAGUGCACCGUUGCACCUAGUGAAAAGUUUGAAAGAGAAUCGCCGUCGAAAGCGGAAUCGCACAAAAACAAACCACCGUUUGGCUUUAUUUAAAUUUUAGAAGCACUUCUGAGUCACGAAAACGCCCAGAGAUCCUCGCCAGCUGCCGAGAUGGGCAAGCGCCUCCCGCUGGAGCGCCCGACAUCGGAUCGCAGUGCUCGCAAGCGAAAGCGUUCGGCGGUCAAGGCCGCCGAGAAGUGCCAGCGGCUGAGCGGCGGCUCGAGCAGCGCCAACGGCUUCGAGUUCCACGAGAACGAUGACGAGGAGUCCUGCUCCUCGGCAGCCUCCGCCGGCGGCAUGGAUGCGGCGGAUCCGCCCACACUAUUGCACACCCCGCAGCCACGCAGUCUGCUCCUCACGGGAGCCAGCAUCGCCAGCGAUCACAACAACUCCAGUGUGAUGGAGUCGCCGCGCCCGGUCUACACGCUCCGACCCUCGGUGGUCAAUGGCACCAUCCUGCGGGAUGUGCUCUCCAAGGCCUGGCGCUUGGGGCGGCCCAUAGGCAAGGGAAACUUUGGCGAGAUCUUCUUGGCCUCGGACGACACUGUUUGCCCAGCCAGUUCGGAGACAGCCAAGUACGUGGUCAAAAUAGAGCCGCAUUCAAAUGGACCUCUCUUCGUAGAGAUUCACUGUCUGAUCAACACAUCCAGGAGCAAGGAUCCAUCAGACGUCGGAGAAGAUGCUGCCAGCCUGCCAGCCCAACAGACGCAUGCCCUCGCCAAGGGUCCGCCCUCUGGGAUACCCAGCUUCAUUGCGUCGGGCACACACUACUUUGGAGACGCUCGCUAUCGUUUUCUGGUGCUGCCGCGCUUCGAUCGCGACCUGCACUCGCUGAUCAAGAACUCGAGGGUGCAGCAAAAGUCACUCCUAGUUCUCGCCGUGCACAUAAUCAAUGUCCUGGAGAAUCUUCACGACAAGGGCUAUUGUCAUAACGACAUCAAGGCCCAGAACCUGAUGGUGUCCAAGUGCAAGUACCUCAGAAAGCAGACGGUGGUCAAGGACGAGCACUACGAGGAGAAGCAGCAGACCACGGACAGUGGCAACAGUUCGGAGCAGGAGACCAACGACGACGACUACUUCCAGAAGAACGAGAAGUUCGCCCUGAAGCGGAUUCCGCAUAUCAAACAGGACGAGGACGAAGAUGACGAGGACUUCGACGAUGGCGCCACAUCGAAUAGCAACAACAGCAACAGCCUGGACAUUUUCCACACGCCGGUGAACAAGAAGCGAACCGCUCGCAGCGCAGUUCAGUUCAGCGGCUCGAAUCCAGUGCGCUCGUGCCGUCGCGAGAAGCGCAACUCCAUGUACGAGGAGAUGGUAAAGUCGCACUAUCUGCGACCCACCAAACGCAUCAGCUACCGCGAGGAGUUCAACGAGGAGGGAUAUCCCAAGGCGACGGCGGAGAACAGUGAUGAAUCGCCGGAAUCGUCGGACAACGAGUCGGAUGAGUUCAUUCCGCCCUCGUCCCUCCGAUCGGCCAGCAAAAGAGGCCGAGGCGCUCAGGUAGCCAGUCCCAAGAAGUGCUCGGCUUCAACGCGGGCCACCCGCCACCAGGAGAAGCUGAAGAAGGAGCCGAUCGAUGAGCACAAAGUGCGCAGCAGGGGCAGCAAGCACUUGGAAAGCAACCACCCAACUGAGUACAAGUUCCUGCCCACCGAGGAGGAGCAUGUUUUCCUCAUCGAUUUUGGCCUGGCGUCCAAAUACCAGGAUCGCGGCGUCCACCGACCGUUCAUCAUGGAUCAGCGAAGGGCGCACGACGGCACGCUGGAGUUCACGUCCCGCGACGCCCACCUGGGCGCCCAUUCGAGGCGCAGUGACCUGGAAUGCCUGGGCUACAACCUGCUGUACUGGUCCGAGGGCUAUUUGCCCUGGAAGGACGUGGCCCAACAGCAGCAGCAGGAGAAGGUGCACCGCGCCAAGGAGCUGUUCAUGACGGAUGUGCCCGAGAUGCUGCGCCAGUUCUACGGCAAGCAAGUUCCUAAGUAUCUGGGCGAGUUCCUGCAGCAGAUCGGUCAGCUGGCCUAUCAGGAGCGACCCAACUACGAGCGCUACCGAAAGAUCUUCAAGCGCGAGUACCAGCGUUUAGGUCUCGAUCCCAGCCAGAUGCGUCUGAGCAGCGAGGAGAUCCUGCGCACCUGUGUGUCCACCAAGGACGUGGUGGAUGGCAGCAAGUGCGACAUCUUCGAGCUGAACAACAAAAUAGCCACCAAUGUGAUGCGCAACUCGGCGCUGAGCACUCCGUUUCAGGAGCACUCGCUUACGAACCGCGUAUCACCGAAAAAUCUGCGUUCCAAGUCAAAUAAGAAGACUACGAAAAAGAAGUUUUCGUGGGCGGAGGUCCUCUCACAGGAUCCAGAUCAAAUAGCCCGCGAACGGGCAGUGAAGGAGUUUGAGCGGGAGGAGUCCAUCUGUCCGCUGAAUUCCCGUCUUCCAAGGCGCUACGACGGCAAGCCCACAUACGCGAUACUGGCCAUGGAGCAGAGUCGUCGCGAAAAGGGCUUGGUUGUCCAGGAGCAUAAUGAAGAGGAAGAAGAGGAGGAGGAUGACGAAGAGGAAAACCAGGAGGCACAGGAGGAUGAAGAAGAUGAGGAGGAUGCAGAUAGCGUCGAAGGCGAGGAUGAAUCGGAUGGCGCAACGGAGAAGAGCGAGUGCACCGAUCAUUCCCAGAAACCUGCGCGCGGUCGUCCCAGGGGCACCACCAAAAAGCAGACCCAGGCGCCGCAGAAUCAGCCGCCGGCGAAGGCCAGCCGCGGAGUGGGUCGUCCGAGCAAGAACGCGGGCGUCGUACGAUUCACCGCGGGAGCCGUGAGCAAGAACCGCUCCACGCCGCUGUCGGCAGUGGCCAGUAACAAACGUGGCUGCGCCACACGCAAGGAGAAUUCCACUCUGGCAUCGGCCACCGGCGAGGGCGAGCGCAAACUGAAGUCGAGCCGUACGCGCAGAGCUCUCUAUAAGACUGAACCCAAACACGGCGAGCACGAUGCGGAGAACAACUCGAGCCUGCUGGAAGUGCAGAACCUGUACGGCGAAUACGAUGACGAGAACAACUACGGCAAGGGGCGCAGUGUCCACUCGUCCAGGCACUGUCGCAAGUGAUUGCCAGAUGACUAGAUGCAUAGAGACUAGGGACGAUCGAGAGGAGGAAGGAAAACUGAACA
Molecule: messenger RNA, 3330 nt
Organism: Drosophila takahashii
Lineage: Eukaryota; Metazoa; Arthropoda; Insecta; Diptera; Drosophilidae
Gene: bsd
Product: back seat driver
Biological process (GO): signal transduction; peptidyl-serine phosphorylation
Cellular component (GO): cytoplasm; nucleus
Molecular function (GO): protein serine/threonine kinase activity; ATP binding
Source: RefSeq, a predicted model, not a curated record